Carassius carassius (crucian carp) is the source of this 5214-nucleotide messenger RNA. RefSeq names its product androgen receptor (gene ar). Gene Ontology annotation, molecular function: zinc ion binding; DNA-binding transcription factor activity; sequence-specific DNA binding. The transcript is spliced from 8 exons. The record is from RefSeq and is a predicted model, not a curated record. NCBI's taxonomy places the organism in Eukaryota, Metazoa, Chordata, Actinopteri, Cypriniformes, Cyprinidae. The coding region runs from base 590 to 3199 and encodes 869 amino acids. Gene Ontology annotation, biological process: regulation of DNA-templated transcription; male gonad development.
CUUAUUUACCCGUAUUACUGGCGCCGUUCCUGGCUGUAUUAUUUAGUCCUGACAGCAAAGCGCUCAAGGACUUUCCUGGGCGAACUCUCCGUGAAAUAACUGCUUACCCUGGCAAAACACCGUGACACAGCAAGCUCUCCCAGCAUUACCUCUACUGAGCCCAGGAAAGUACUGAUAUGAGAGAAAAGGGCUGUAAUUGUACUUAAAAUAAGAAGUGUGGAUUGUUGAGAAGUGCCCAGGGUACUGUAGCAACCGCUGCCUUGGCUCGGACUGAUCAUUGUGAACAGACAGCGAAAUCUUAUCGCGUGCGCUCAAGGUAGACGGAAAACAACUCCAGCGGCGGAGAGUCAUCCCAUCCCCGUUCGGAUUUACUUUCAUCCGCUCACUUUUCUUGUUUACGUUUAUUAAGAGCCGCCUAUGCUUCUGCGGCUGAGCGCUUGUUUGAUUAUUAUUUGCUUACACGGUCUCAUGCUGCGCAGCUCUUUCAUGUCCGUCUGACUCGUGCUUUUUCCAAGGAUUUCGUCGAUGAACUUGUUGCGGUGAGUCCCCUUUAAACAAACCCUCACGGCCUGUGUUUAACUCAGUUUCUAUGGAGGUUCCGGUCGGUCUGGGGGAGGCUUGCGAGUCACCAGACGCCGUUUUUCACGGACUUUUCCAAAGCGUUUUUCAAAACGUGCGCGUCGCGAGAGCGAACAACCACGAGAGUUUGGACUUUUCUAGCUCCAAGAAGUGCGGCUUCCUGCAGGAGACCGCGUCGAGGGAAAUGCGUUUAAGCAAGCUGUCCCCCGGCAGAGGACUAAUAUACAGCCCCGAGAAAGAGAGCGAAAGUGCGAAUUUAGUGAUGCAGGCGGCGAGCCGUAACGUUAUUCAGUUUCUCAGGAGUUCCACGGGAAGCAAAAGCGACCCGUCUCUGUCAUCUAGCGGCUCGCGCCGCGCAGAUGCCACCGAAAGCAGCGACAGUCGCGCAGGUUUCUCUCGGGGCGCUGAGAGCGGACAGAAGGGCUGCGGUGCGGUUGAAGUUCACACGCGCGAGUUGGGCUCGAGUCGUGACGCAAGUGUGGCGAGCAGAAGUCGCGCGUGCACCAGCACCAGAACCAGCAGCAGCGGCGACGGCGACAGCAGCAGCAAUAGCAUCUCGGAGACAGCGCGAGAGCUGUACAAAGCCGUAUCCGUGUCUUUGGGCUUAGCUAUGGAGUCCAGCGAACUGGGCGAGGUGGGACCGCACCAUGCACCGCCGCCCCUGACCCAUGAAAGUAGCAGUGAAGAAAUCUAUUUGUUCGAAAUGCCUUUGCUCAACUGCUCAGUGAGCGAAAAGGAGGCAGGAAGGAAAGACAGAGAGUACGCUCUCGCGGCGGGACGAGACAGAGGCACAGAGCUGCGUGACAGGGACAAAGUGUUUGGGAUGUUUAAAUGUGACGACCUGGAGCAGCUAGCAGGUGAGGGGACGACCUUGCAGCGCAGCAGCACGUCUCGAUCACACUUAACCGCGGAUGUACAGGAGCUACAUGAGUUCGGCAGCCUGUCCGGGGACACUGCCAACCUGAGUUCAGAAGGUACGGCAGUAACUACAGCACCAGAUAUGGACGCAACGCGAGCGGCUUCGUGCCAGUUUGAACAACUGUUGCCCGCGAGCAUGACCCAUUUCUUGCACCCGGAGCUAGAAAACGGACCGAGCCAGAGCUUCGCGAAGCCCGCGGAGAUGUCCGGUGAGUUUUCGGGCCCCGUGGAGGAUUACGUGAAUCUCUAUAAUGUCAAAAUCAAGGCAGAGAGGAUGCCCCGUGAACUGAAUGACACCUGGGCUUACCCGCAUAGGUACACUGAGGACAGUAACGGCCAGUGCGGGCAUCCCAGUCAGAGGACCACUUACGCAUCUGGGCACGAAACAUCUUUUAUUUGUAAUCCCUAUGAGUGCGGCCGAGGCGAGGCUCUGGUUCAGAGGGAGCGACCUCCACCUGAACAGUGGUACCCCAACGGGAUGCUGAGCCGCCCCCCUUACCCUAACGUGUCCUGCGUGAAAAACGAGAUGGGCAAAUGGGUGGAUGUAACUUCAUUUGCGGAUGGCAGGUUUGAUGGAGGGAGGAGUGACAUUUUCCCAAUGGAUUUUUUUCUUCCUCCACAAAGGAGAUGCCUAAUCUGCUCUGAUGAAGCAUCAGGAUGUCACUAUGGAGCCCUCACUUGUGGAAGCUGCAAAGUGUUCUUUAAGAGAGCUGCUGAGGGGAAGCAGAAGUAUCUCUGCGCUAGCAGGAAUGACUGCACCAUAGAUAAACUGAGGAGGAAGAACUGCCCAUCCUGCCGUCUGAAGAAGUGUUUCGAGGCUGGAAUGACCCUGGGAGCCCGCAAGCUGAGGAAGAUCGGACAGAUGAAAGGUUCGGAGGAGGUCAGCCCCGUUCAGGGCCCAUCAGAGGCAGCCCAGUGCCUGUCGCCCAAGCCAAGCCUGACGUUCCACUCACAGUUGAUCUUCCUGAACAUCCUGGAGGCCAUCGAGCCCGAGGUGGUGAACGCCGGCCAUGAUCACGCUCAGCCUGACUCAGCAGCUGCUCUCCUCACCAGCCUUAACGAGUUGGGAGAGAGGCAACUUGUCAAGGUAGUGAAGUGGGCCAAAGGACUUCCAGGUUUCCGUAACCUGCAUGUGGAUGAUCAGAUGACGGUCAUACAACACACCUGGAUGGGAGUGAUGGUCUUUGCUCUGGGUUGGAGGUCCUACAAGAACGCCAAUGCGCGGAUGCUGUACUUCGCCCCGGACCUGGUCUUCAAUGAUCAUAGGAUGCAUAUCUCCAGCAUGUACGAGCACUGUGUUCAGAUGAAGCACCUCUCGCAGGAGUUUGUGCUGCUGCAGGUCACACAGGAAGAGUUCCUCUGCAUGAAGGCCCUACUUCUUUUCAGCAUCAUUCCAGUGGAGGGGCUGAAGAGUCAGAAGUAUUUUGAUGAGCUGCGUCUGACAUAUAUAAAUGAGCUUGAUCGUGUAAUCAACUACGGCAGGAAGACCAACUGCGCCAUGCGCUUCCAUCAGCUGACCCGAUUGAUGGACUCACUGCAGCCAGUUGUUCGGAAGUUGCACCAGUUCACCUUUGACCUCUUUGUCCAAGCUCGGUCCCUGCCCACAAAGGUCAGCUUUCCCGAAAUGAUUGCAGAAAUAAUCUCGGUCCAGGUGCCAAAGAUCCUCGCCGGCUUGUCUAAACCAAUCCUGUUUCACAAAUGACAAGACUACACCCCUGAACCACUCAUCCAUACCAACCCCACCCAGGCCACAUGAGCCAGUCAGUCUGGUCUGAUCAGGUUUGAUCCAGCCUAAACCAGCCUGUCAUGCUUUUAAUCUGGACUCGAAUCGAGCGAUGGGACUGAACGAUACUGAUUUUUUUGAUUUUCCAUUUUUUAGAAUACCCCCCCCCCCCUCCCUUUCUUUAUCAGUCUCGUCUCUCUCUCCUUUUGAAAAAUGGCCCUGAAAAGUAGCGGGACCAUUACAUCAUUACAGUUGUCUAUCUUCUCCUCAGAGAUCAUUUGAGCUCAUUUUCUCAAACUGACAGCAUGGCGUGAAGCAGGUUUUGUUCUUUCUUUCGACCAGCAGUUAUCCUUCAAGAGCUACAGCUUGUUGCCUGGUGGACAGGUUGGAAAAAAAUAUACAUCACACUGAAGUUUCAUCUUAAUCAAAAAAAAAAAAAAGGACAUUAUGCAGAUCUCUAUCAGAGUCUGUGACCUGCCUCCACUCUAUGCACUGCAGUGUAAGAAGGUUUCAUUUAUUGUCCAUGACUUGAGAGAUCAGGAAAAGCAAAGCAGUAUGAAUAGAGAAAUACAUCCGGACGUGACACAAACGGUGACAGGAUCUUUUCGCUUGUGACUUACUCUUGUGAGAUAGAACAACACACUACUAAAUACAGUAUUGUAGUAUUACAACAGUAUUUCAGUAAUGCAGGCUGGCUAUCACUCUCCUUCCUGCUUUAUUAGUUUAUUGAUUGUAAAACAAGUGCUUCAUUCAUUUCUUAUGAAAUGUAGAGGCUUUUUAAAAGCUUUUAAAAGAGGCAUCAUUCUUUUGGGUCAGACAAUUUGUAACUUUUUCAUUCAAUUGAAAGUCUCUCACAGUUGGGUUUUGCCACUAAGAAUGAAAGAACAGCACAAUAAUAAAAGAAAAGUCAUCAAGAGUUGCCUCCAGACAGCAGACUUUUGUUAAGAUGGGGCUCAAUGCCCUCUUUUGCAAUCUGGAAAUUUAAGUGCAGGUUUUAGAGUAUAUUGUUGACAGUUUGUACAUAAAUACAGCAACUCUUGGGUCAGCAAAGAAGAUCUUCAAAUGUGUACACAUAUAUAUAAAUCUAUGCAUGUGGUCUUAAUAUUCAUCAACAAAAAAACUAAUAAUUGCAUGAUAAAGCCCUAGAUAUUCAAACAAACCAAAUUGUAUUUCCAGUAAGCUAAAUGGAUAUUGUUAGGAAACAGGACUGUUUCCCAUAAGGCUCUUAUGAAGUUGCUCGCUGUCUUUAUCUCUUUCACUGUCCUUAAUGGAAAAUUUGGCAAGGUAAUGUUCUUGUAUAUAUAUCUGUAAAAGUUAAGCGUGGUCCUUUUAAAUCUUUCUAUGUGCUAAUGUAUGGAUGUAGUCAAUAGUUUUACAGUACAGUUUCCUCUUUCCUUUAUAGUAAGUGCCACUGAGGGAUUUGUAUUUCUCGCGCAAAGCAAUAAGCAAUCACAAGCUUAACACACUCUUUUAACGAGCUCUUUUAGAAUACCAAAACAUGCUUCAAAUGGUGCACAGCUUUAAAAAAAAAAAACACACUAAAAAAGAGCAAUGCUUAUGUGCUAACGCUGGACUGUUAUUUUUUCAGAAACUCGUACCAAAUAGUCUAUUACACCAUUAACUGUCGCAAAUCAACGACGAGUGGUGCUAAAGUUCUCCUCUUUAUUAACGAGGAUGCUAACAGGAUGGUAAACCCAAAAAUUAAAAUUCUGUCAUCAUUUACAACAUUUUAAGUUUUUCUAAACCUGUAGUAGGCCUAGUUGUUUUGUUUCUCUCUCUCUCUGUUGAACACACAAGACAUUAGUAAGCAAGCAGCAGUUGCUGGUAGUACGGCGAAAAUACAGUGGAAGUAAUAUUUUCACAAAAUCUUUUGUGUUCAACAGAAGAAAGAAACUAGGCUACUACAGGAUUGGAAAAACUUGAGGGUGAUAACACAAUUUUCGUUUGUUGGUGAACAAUCCCUUUAAACGAGACAAAACAAACAAAAAAAACAA